This is a messenger RNA of Chinchilla lanigera (long-tailed chinchilla), 3070 nucleotides long. It is a transcript of the gene Psmd1, whose product is annotated as proteasome 26S subunit, non-ATPase 1. Lineage: Eukaryota; Metazoa; Chordata; Mammalia; Rodentia; Chinchillidae. Gene Ontology annotation, biological process: proteasome-mediated ubiquitin-dependent protein catabolic process; regulation of protein catabolic process. The record is from RefSeq and is a predicted model, not a curated record. Gene Ontology annotation, molecular function: enzyme regulator activity. Gene Ontology annotation, cellular component: proteasome regulatory particle, base subcomplex; proteasome complex; proteasome storage granule.
CUGGAAUUAUUUCUCUUCUAGAUGAAGAAGAACCACAGCUUAAGGAAUUUGCACUACACAAAUUGAAUGCAGUUGUCAACGAUUUCUGGGCAGAAAUUUCUGAGUCUGUAGACAAAAUAGAAGUUUUGUAUGAAGAUGAAGGUUUCCGGAGUCGGCAGUUUGCGGCCUUAGUGGCAUCUAAGGUGUUUUAUCACCUGGGAGCUUUUGAGGAGUCUCUGAAUUAUGCUCUUGGAGCAGGUGAUCUCUUCAACGUCAAUGAUAACUCCGAGUAUGUGGAGACUAUUAUAGCAAAAUGCAUUGAUCACUAUACCAAGCAGUGUGUGGAAAAUGCAGAUUUGCCCGAAGGAGAAAAAAAACCAAUUGACCAGAGAUUGGAAGGCAUUGUGAAUAAAAUGUUCCAACGAUGUCUAGAUGAUCGCAAGUAUAAGCAGGCUAUUGGCAUUGCUUUGGAGACACGAAGACUAGAUGUCUUUGAGAAGACCAUACUAGAAUCGAAUGAUGUCCCAGGAAUGCUAGCUUACAGCCUCAAGCUCUGCAUGUCUUUAAUGCAGAAUAAACAGUUCCGGAAUAAAGUAUUAAGAGUUCUAGUUAAAAUCUACAUGAACUUGGAGAAACCUGAUUUCAUCAACGUUUGUCAGUGCUUAAUAUUCUUAGAUGAUCCUCAAGCUGUGAGUGACAUCUUAGAAAAACUGGUGAAGGAAGACAACCUCCUCAUGGCUUAUCAGAUCUGUUUUGAUUUGUAUGAAAGUGCCAGCCAGCAGUUUCUGUCCUCUGUGAUCCAGAAUCUUGGAACUGUGGGCACCCCCAUUGCCUCUGUGCCUGGCUCCACCAACACGGGCACCGUUGCAGGUUCUGAGAAAGACAGUGAGAUGAUGGAAACAGAAGACAAGACAGGCAAUACACUUGUUGGAAAGGCUCCAGAUACAAGCCCAGAACCCAAGGACCAGACUUUGAAAAUGAUUAAAAUUUUAAGCGGUGAAAUGGCUAUUGAGUUACAUCUGCAGUUUCUAAUACGAAACAAUAACACAGACCUCAUGAUUCUAAAAAACACAAAGGAUGCAGUACGGAAUUCAGUAUGUCACACUGCAACUGUCAUAGCAAACUCUUUCAUGCACUGUGGGACUACCAGUGACCAGUUUCUUAGAGAUAACUUGGAAUGGUUGGCCAGAGCCACUAACUGGGCAAAAUUUACUGCUACAGCCAGUUUGGGUGUAAUACAUAAGGGUCACGAGAAGGAAGCAUUGCAGUUAAUGGCCACCUACCUUCCCAAAGACACAUCUCCAGGGUCGGCCUACCAGGAAGGCGGGGGGCUGUAUGCACUGGGGCUCAUUCAUGCCAAUCACGGUGGUGACAUCAUCGAUUACCUGCUGAAUCAGCUCAAGAAUGCCAGCAAUGAUAUCGUUCGGCAUGGAGGCAGCCUGGGCCUUGGUUUGGCUGCCAUGGGAACUGCGCGCCAGGAUGUGUAUGAUUUGCUGAAAACAAACCUUUAUCAAGAUGAUGCUGUGACGGGAGAAGCAGCUGGCCUGGCCCUAGGUUUGGUUAUGUUGGGCUCUAAAAAUGCACAGGCUAUUGAGGACAUGGUCGGCUAUGCACAGGAAACUCAGCAUGAGAAGAUCUUGCGUGGUCUCGCCGUCGGCAUUGCCUUGGUGAUGUACGGGAGGAUGGAAGAGGCUGACGCUCUCAUUGAAUCUCUCUGUCGGGAUAAGGACCCAAUUCUUCGAAGGUCUGGAAUGUAUACAGUAGCCAUGGCUUAUUGUGGCUCUGGUAACAACAAAGCUAUUCGGCGCCUGCUUCAUGUGGCCGUCAGCGAUGUUAAUGAUGAUGUUAGGAGGGCAGCAGUCGAAUCACUUGGCUUCAUUCUAUUCAGGACCCCCGAGCAGUGCCCCAGUGUGGUCUCUUUGUUGUCAGAGAGUUACAACCCUCAUGUGCGCUACGGAGCUGCGAUGGCCCUGGGGAUCUGCUGCGCCGGUACAGGAAACAAGGAAGCAAUUAAUUUGCUAGAACCAAUGACAAAUGACCCUGUGAACUACGUGAGGCAAGGGGCUCUCAUAGCUUCAGCGCUCAUCAUGAUCCAGCAGACUGAAAUCACAUGUCCGAAGGUGAAUCAGUUCAGACAGCUGUAUUCCAAAGUCAUCAAUGAUAAGCAUGAUGAUGUCAUGGCCAAGUUUGGCGCUAUUCUGGCCCAGGGCAUACUAGAUGCAGGUGGCCAUAAUGUCACAAUCUCCUUACAGUCCAGAACUGGGCACACUCACAUGCCUUCUGUGGUUGGUGUCCUUGUCUUUACCCAGUUCUGGUUCUGGUUUCCGCUCUCACACUUUCUGUCAUUGGCUUAUACCCCUACCUGUGUCAUUGGCCUUAACAAGGAUUUAAAGAUGCCGAAGGUUCAGUAUAAAUCAAACUGUAAACCAUCCACAUUUGCGUAUCCUGCACCUCUGGAAGUACCAAAAGAAAAAGAAAAGGAAAAGGUUUCCACUGCUGUGUUAUCUAUUACUGCCAAGGCUAAAAAGAAGGAAAAGGAAAAAGAAAAAAAGGAGGAAGAGAAAAUGGAAGUGGAUGAAGCAGAGAAAAAAGAAGAAAAAGAGAAGAAAAAGGAGCCUGAGCCAAACUUCCAGCUAUUGGAUAACCCAGCCCGAGUUAUGCCUGCCCAGCUUAAGGUCCUCACCAUGCCAGAGACCUGUAGAUACCAGCCUUUUAAGCCACUCUCCAUCGGAGGCAUUAUCAUUCUGAAAGACACCAGCGAAGACAUCGAGGAGCUAGUGGAACCCGUGGCCGCACACGGCCCCAAAAUCGAGGAGGAAGAGCAAGAGCCAGAGCCCCCAGAGCCCUUUGAGUAUAUCGAUGACUAAGGGACCAGACGACCUCUGGCUGCUCCGAAGCCCGGCUGGCCGUGGGGAGAGCGCGGCGCGGGCCCCCAAGGGACCGGCUCCUCCGUGCACGUAGCCUCGCUCUGCGCUCACCUCACGAACUCGUCUCCAAGUCUUUGGCUGAAGAGAAAACACGACUAUUUGGUGUGCUCUUUCACAGAACUUGGUUUUCAAAUAAAUAUAUUAAAACCUCCAGAUGGGCAAGA